UUAUAAGAGCCGAGAUCAAAAUUGAAUGAUCAGAAAGACGAGGAGAAGCUCACUAACACAAAAACCCUGAACGUAUAUGCUGCGCCUGCCGUGCGAGGAAGACUAUCUUGAUUCUGUUUCAGCAAGCGGGAGAUUUCUUGUGUGAAUUAUUCAGAUGCUGUAAGUUUGCAUUAAGAGAAACUACACUUAACAACUGGAGGACAAAGCCAGAAGAUGAGAUUCACUCUGAUGUUAGCCGUCCUUCUCUGCUUCGCCACAUGGAUGAGCAUGGUUUACGCAACUCAUGGACCGGUGUCCAACUGUUGUCUCCAGAGGUCUAACACUCUGUCAAAAGUUCCAUUUGAACAAAUUGUGGAUUACACCAAUCAGUCUGAAGGCGUCUGUCCAAUCAGAGCUGUAGUGUUUCAGACAAGGAGUGGGAAGAGGAUUUGCUCUGACCCUGACAGUGACUGGGCAAGAAAAGCCAUGCAGAAGGUGGACGAAAAGAGAGAAAAAAAAGCAUUGCAAAAGAAGGUACAGGAUGAAGAAGGAUCAGCGAGUGUCAUCACAUCAGCGGUGUCCAGUACAUCAAAAAAGGCACCACAGAAUAAACGCAGAAAUGGAAGGAGACGCCAGCGGAAUAAGUCCAGAGGAAUGAAGAAAUGGCAGAAAAAAGCUGCAUGAGGAAUCACAAGACAAGUCCAAGUUACCACAGACUGCUAACCUCACUCUUCUCAGUGUGACUGCACAAAAACUUGCUUAAAUAUUUUAUUGCAUCUAUUUUGACAUCAUAUGUCAACUAUAUCUUUUUGUUAUAAAAGUGUGUAUGUUGAUCAAAACCAUGUAUAUUUUGACCUUUUCCAGUUGCCAUUAAACUCAUCUUGAUUGAAUUUUGUGUUUUUGUAAUGAGAAAAUGUACUUUCACUAACAAAGACCAUGCCAUUUGUACUGUAAAGAGACCUCAGGAAAGAUUGGGUUAGGGUCACAUUUGGUGGGAUGAUUGGGGGUCGAUGAAAGGUUAUGACAGUGGGGGGUCGAGACUCAGGAUGGGAACAUGUCUCGAUGAGCUUUCUGCUUAAUCCUGUAUAGAGUCCAUUUUUCAGCCUAUUUACUACCAACAUGGGCCUCACAUAUAUAUUCUAGCUGGCUUGUUUGGCCCUUUUUGUAGUUUUUGAGACUCUUUGCAUCUUUUUGCAGUCUUUUUGUGUCUCUUUCUAGUGAUUUUAUGUUUCUUUGUGAUAAUUUUAGGACUCUCUUACUGGUUGGUAUGCAUUGCAGGUUGGGAUAAAAUGC
Plectropomus leopardus (leopard coralgrouper) is the source of this 1272-nucleotide messenger RNA. NCBI's taxonomy places the organism in Eukaryota, Metazoa, Chordata, Actinopteri, Perciformes, Serranidae. The record is from RefSeq and is a predicted model, not a curated record.